Messenger RNA from Amphibalanus amphitrite, 632 nucleotides. Its product is annotated as RRP15-like protein. The coding region runs from base 152 to 610 and encodes 152 amino acids. The record is from RefSeq and is a predicted model, not a curated record. The transcript has 3 exons. NCBI's taxonomy places the organism in Eukaryota, Metazoa, Arthropoda, Thecostraca, Balanomorpha, Balanidae.
CAACUAGGCUUUAAAUCACCAGACUUUGUUGAAAAUGAUAUUGCAUAUUAAUAUUGAAAUAAAGUGUUGUCUUCAGAAUUGUGAUCAUCUUCCAGGGUUCAACAGGCAUUAUUAUUAACCCCAGAUCAAGAUACCAAUACCAGUCGAAGUCAUGGUGGUGGAGGUAGGCGAGCAUGAGCAGGCGAUGGAUUCUGGUGCUGCACAUUCUGAAGACGCAUCUUCAGACAUGGAGGAAGUUGAAGACGUCGCCACCUCUGCACCAGCAGAAGGCAAUGAGGGUUGGGCGGACGUCAUGUCCCGGCUCCUAAGUGCACCAGCGCCGAAAAAGAAGUAUGUCAUCCUCUCAAAGGCCAAAAAAGCGUUACCAAAGGAUGAUGCAGAGGACGAACCAGAAGAGGAAGCCUCCGAUCCGGGCUUCGAUGUAGAAGGCGCGGAGGCAGCGCCGAUUGAGAAGAAGAAGCGAAAGACUGCCAGGUCGCAUGCGGCGAAACGUAAAGAAUUGGUUGAAAAGCGGAAAAAGCUCAGAGAAUGGGAAAUGAUGGGACGAAAGAAGCCAGACAUUCGAGAAAAAGAUCGAGAAAGAACCUUGUGCAAAAUAGCAACACGGUAAGUAAGCAAUAGCACUGCGCUCU